Molecule: messenger RNA, 1851 nt
Organism: Acanthoscelides obtectus
Lineage: Eukaryota; Metazoa; Arthropoda; Insecta; Coleoptera; Chrysomelidae
Source: the annotation of a GenBank genome assembly
UGUUUUCUGCUUAUGAUGUCAACGGAUGUUAUUAUUUUUUAUAAUAACAUCAAGUACAACGACCAAGACCAUAAUACCAGAGAUUUUUACACGAAGGAAUGCAUUGCAUAUGCAUAAACGUAGCAUCAAAUAAUCGUGUAAUGUCAGUAAUGUGUACUAGGAGGAGUAUAAUUAAUAUAAUCAAACAUCAAUGAAAAGAAAAUAUGUAGUCAGUUUUUAUUAACAGCUGCCCGGAUUCAGCUGACGUGGUAAAGUUACGUGUUAUUUCAAAAUAAAGGAAAUCCGUACUAUUUUAAUUAAGAUAAAUGUGAUUUGAGAAAAUGCCUCAAGCUCAAACGGAUCAAUAUCCACCAUGGGUGGGCUUAGUGUAUGUUUUCAACCUGAUUGUGGGCACAGGUGCCCUGACGUUGCCUGCCGCAUUUGCAGCAGCAGGAUGGCUAUUCAGUAUGUUCCUUAUGAUGUUUCUUGCAUUUGUGAGUUUCAUUACUGUAACAUUUGUGAUUGAAAGCAUGGCUUGCGCUAAUGCUACUAUAAAGUGGAGACAAUUGAGAACACAUAAAAUUGAUGAAAGUGAAGUUCCAGUGGAUUCCGACUCGGAAGAAGAAAACAUAACAACCGAAGAAACUGCUAUUUUGCAGCAAAAUAGCAGACGGUUUUGCCGAUUUUAUAAUUUAAGCACAAAAGUAGAGUUGGGUGAAAUAGCAGCAUUAUAUUUGACUGAAAUAGGUCAUACCCUUUUUUUCUCAUCUUUAUGUAUCUACUUAUUCGGUGAUUUAGCUAUUUACGCUGUUGCAUCAGGUAAAACCUUAGUCAAUUUGAGCUGUAAUGAAGAUAACAGCACUGAAGAUUAUGACGUAAGAUGUUGGGAAUCUUCAGAUAUUACUAGAAUGGAUAUGUAUAGAAUAUACGUCACACUUUUUGCUUUACUUGUUGGUCCGUUUACUUAUUUCAACGUACAAAAAACCAAAUAUCUCCAGUUAUUUACAAUCAGUAUUAGAUGGUUCGCAUUUGCAAUCAUGGUGUCCCUAGCGGCAAUCAGAUUGAUCAAUCACGGUCCCCAAGGUCACCCCAAAAUGAUCAAUUUGAAAGAAGUACCUGCUUUAGCAGGCUCCAGUGUAUAUAGCUUCAUGUGUCACCAUUCAUUACCAGGCUUGAUAGCUCCGAUUUCGAAUAAACACCACUUAAUGCCAAAACUCAGCGUUGAUUUUUUACUCAUUUUUUCAUUUUAUCUUUUACUCGCGAUGACAGGGUCCUUCGCAUUCGAGUCUUUGGAUGACUUGUACUCUCUCAAUUUCAUUCACAUGACGAAUUCAACGUUCUUUGGAAAAAUAAUCGGGUUCUUUUUAGGAGCAUUCCCUUUGUUUCCCAUGUCGACAAGUUUUCCUAUUAUUGCUAUAACUUUACAAAGUAACUUAAAGAACCUUAUGUUAGAUCAAAGCUCUGAUACCGCGCGAUACAAUUUUUUUAUAAACCACUUAGUAUUUCCAACAAUGGCCGUACUACCACCUGUUGUUGUAGCUUUAUCAACGCACAACAUAAAAUAUUUAGUGGAGAUAACAGGCACUUAUGCUGGGGUGAUAGUACAAUAUGUUGUCCCUGCUGUCUUAGUACUUUAUGCGAGGAAACAGUGCGCUAGAGACUUCGGUCCCAUUAAGCACAAAUAUUCUAGCCCCUUCAGAAAUUCCUUGUGGAUCAUGUUUGUCAUAGCGUGGUCGAUAAUUUGUAUAAUUUUUGUCACUGUCGAUUUUAUGCUAAACAAAUAGAGCAAUUCAAUAUAUUAUCUUUAUAGAACUUUAUUUUUUUAUGGAUUCUAUUAUUUAUACAAAAUAAAAAUAAAUAUUUCUUAUAACA